UGACCUUAAUUAACUUGAUUCUAUAGUGUGUAAGAAGCAUUUUUUUAUAAAUAGUCCAAUUUAAUUCGUGGACCCAGAGAUCGGACCAAACAUAGAAUAUCUAUGCAUCUGGCUGACCAGCUGACCUUUCGUUUGACCUUGCCACGUUUUCGGUAUUAUAGGAUUUACGUCAGAAUUUCGUCACGAGAUUUUAGCAAAAUACUGGUAAUAACGCGGCAUUACGUAUACGGUUUCCUAAAAUAAUACAUAUAAAUACCAGUUUCAUAAGAGCCACUGAAGUAGGCAAGCCCAUACCUAAAAAUGUCCCUAAAAAAAUCUACUUCCAUUCUUCAGAACAAAAACGCAAUAACCUAUGCACAGAGGGCCAACUCUUGGUGGUCUGGAGUUCAAAUGGGGCCUCCAGAUGUUAUUUUGGGUGUAACAGAGGCUUAUAAACGAGACUCGAAUCCUAAAAAGAUCAAUUUGGGGGCAGGCGCCUACAGAGAUGAUGAAGGCAAGCCCUAUGUUCUUUCAUGUGUUCGUAAAGCUGAGGAGAAACUAAGGUCAAAAAAUUUGGAUAAAGAAUAUGCUCCAAUUACUGGUAGCGCAGAUUUUUGUAAACUCAGUAUAGAAUUGGCUCUAGGUGAUAAUUCUGAUCAGAUUGCAAAUGGAUUAAAUGCUACUGUUCAGGGUAUUUCUGGCACUGGUUCUUUGAGAAUUGGUGCAGCUUUCUUAAAUGGAUUUUUCCCAGGAAACAAAGUGGUUUACCUUCCAACACCUUCAUGGGGUAACCACAUACCAAUUUUUAAGCAUUCUGGCUUAGAUGUUAAGUCUUACAGGUACUAUGACCCUAAAACUUGCGGGCUUGACUUUGCUGGAGCUCUAGAUGAUAUUUCGAAAAUACCAGAAAAGUCUAUAGUUCUUCUUCAUGCUUGUGCUCACAAUCCAACUGGAGUCGACCCUAGCAAAGAGCAGUGGGCAGAGCUGUCACAGUUAAUCAAGAAGAAAAAUUUGUUUCCUUUCUUUGAUUUGGCUUAUCAAGGGUUUGCCACUGGUAAUGUGGACAAUGAUGCUUUUGCAGUUUGCCUUUUUGUGAAAGAUGGGCACAAAAUAGCACUAGCUCAAAGCUACGCUAAGAACAUGGGUCUUUAUGGAGAAAGGGCAGGGGCUUUUAGUAUUCUCGGUGAAUCUAAUGAUGAGGCUGAGAGGGUUUUGUCCCAAAUAAAAAUUCUUAUCAGAGCACUGUAUUCCAAUCCCCCAAUAAAUGGUGCCAGACUUGUUACCGAAAUUUUAGGAGAUGCCCAACUGAGAUCUGAAUGGUUGCAGGAAGUUAAAGGAAUGGCUGAUAGAAUUAUCUCUGUAAGAACCAAACUACGUGAUAAUUUGAAAAAAGAAGGGUCGACCAAAAACUGGGAACACAUUACUAACCAGAUUGGUAUGUUCUGCUUUACUGGAAUGAAUGCUCAACAGGUUGAAAGAUUGACCAAAGAUUUUAGCAUCUACCUCACCAAAGACGGACGUAUCUCAAUGGCAGGCGUUACCAGCAAAAAUGUUGAUUACCUCGCUCAUGCUAUGCAUGAAGUCACUAAAUAAAUAUUAGACUGUAAUCUUAAGAGUAAAGUAUUGAAGAAAUAUUGGCUGAAAGUGAAAAUAAGUCAUUGAAUUUGACCCAGUUUUUUUGUUAGGAAUCAAAUAGCCAUAAAAGAAGUUGUAAAUUGUUUUAUUUUAUUGCAUUUUCUUUUUUUUUAAUUUAUUAUAUUAUAUGCAUAUUAUAUUGUAAAUUGUUUGUUUCA
Messenger RNA from Cylas formicarius (sweet potato weevil), 1772 nucleotides. Its product is annotated as aspartate aminotransferase, mitochondrial-like. Gene Ontology annotation, cellular component: mitochondrion. The transcript is spliced from 6 exons. Lineage: Eukaryota; Metazoa; Arthropoda; Insecta; Coleoptera; Brentidae. The coding region runs from base 301 to 1572 and encodes 423 amino acids. Gene Ontology annotation, molecular function: pyridoxal phosphate binding; L-aspartate:2-oxoglutarate transaminase activity. Gene Ontology annotation, biological process: biosynthetic process; L-aspartate catabolic process. The record is from RefSeq and is a predicted model, not a curated record.